AUCCAAGAAAAAGCAAAAAAAAAAAAGAAGACUAAACUAAAACCAAGAAACACAGAGAGCAAAACAAAUGAGAGGAAUCGUCAUCAUAAGCUUCUUAGUUUUGCAGAGUCUUGUCGUGUCUUCGUCUCAACCAGCACCAAACUUCAAUUUCUUCUACUGGGUCACCUACUGGCCAGGAGCAAUAUGCGAUAGCCAAAAAGGAUGCUGUCCUCCACCGAACAGCAAAGCGACGUCGGAUUUUAUGAUCCAUGGACUCUGGCCUCAAUUCAACAAUGGCACCUGGCCUGCCUUCUGCGACCAAACCAAUCUCUUCAAUAUCUCCAAGGUAUCAGAUCUAAUUUGCAGAAUGGAGACGAAAUGGGCAGAGUGGGGAGUGUGGACAUGUCCAAGCAACGAGACUAAGCUAUGGGAACACGAGUGGGACAAGCAUGGCACGUGCGUCCAAUCUAUCUUCAACCAACACUCUUACUUCCAGACCAAUCUCAAAUACAGACAAAAACUCGACCUCCUCAACAUCCUUAAACAAAAAGGAAUCAAACCGAAUGAUGGGUUUUACGGUUUAGAUGAGAUCAAGAACGCGAUCAAGUGCGUGAUCGGGUUUGCACCGGGUAUUGAAUGCAAUGAAGAUGUAAAGGGGAAGAAGCAGCUUUUCCAAAUCUAUAUAUGUCUUGAUAAUUACGCGAAAGAGUUCGUGGAGUGCCCGUAUGUUCCGGAUAGAUCAUGUGCUUCCAAGAUCAAGUUUCCAAAGUUCACAAAGAAAGAUUCCCUUAGUGAAUCUCUAAGUGUAAUGCCUUCUGUUUUGGCUACCUAACAAACGAGAUAGUGAGAGUGUUUUGUGUAUUUCAAUAAGAGAGUGAAGGGUAAGAAGUUUCUAUAAGUUUGAAGAGUCUUUGAAUAGAGAGUUAAACCUAGUAUGGUAAGAAACCAUGUUGCGCAAUUGCAAUUUCAAAGGCUUGCAUUC
This is a messenger RNA of Eutrema salsugineum, 961 nucleotides long. RefSeq names its product ribonuclease 3. Gene Ontology annotation, biological process: RNA catabolic process. Gene Ontology annotation, molecular function: ribonuclease T2 activity; RNA binding. The transcript has 4 exons. The record is from RefSeq and is a predicted model, not a curated record. NCBI's taxonomy places the organism in Eukaryota, Viridiplantae, Streptophyta, Magnoliopsida, Brassicales, Brassicaceae. The coding region runs from base 68 to 811 and encodes 247 amino acids. Gene Ontology annotation, cellular component: extracellular region.